AUGAGUAAUGAAAUAGCAGCUCAAAUUCCUUCUUAUUUAUAUAAACCAAACCCGUCUCAUGAGUAUAUAAACUCACCUCAUAUGAAUUAUUAUAAUAUAGACACAACUGGAAGCUGUGAUGAUUCUGAAUUGUCACUACCAAUAAAUAAUAUUGGUCGAAUGAUGAGAGUGUCAUUACCUAGCUGUGCUAAAAUUUCAAGAGAGUCUAAGGUGUUGAUGCAACAUUUUUCUAAGGAAUUUAUUGGAAAUAUUUCAAACAAAGCUGGAGAAUUAUGCUCUUUAAAUAAAAGAAAAGUACUAAGUGGUGAUGAUAUUAUUAAAGCAUUAUCUGAAUGUGGAUUUGGUAAUUAUGUCGAAACUUUAGAUACUUAUCUAGCCUUUUGGAGAGGUUCAAAAUCUAAGAAUCAGCAUUCUGGAAUAAAAAAUAAUCAGCCUUAUAACACUUUAGAGUCAGUUAAUAGUCAACAUUAUUCUAAUAAUAAUGAUAAUUUGAAAUUUAAAAUGAUACAGAGUAAACAAGUAAACCAGCAUAUUUACCGGAAUGAACAGCUCUCUAAAAAACCCUUCAUACCUUAUCAAUAUAUGGAACAAACUAAUAAUGAGGAUUUGUAUAAUAGUCAACAGCCAAAUUAUAUAUUUCUACAAAAUAUGAAGCAUGGGAAUAAUAAUAAUCAGAAUGCAAAAGCAGCAAAUAAUAGUGAUAAUACGAAUAGUAAGAAUAAUUUAAAUAAAGCUUCUUAUUAUGCAGAUUUCAAAACUAAUAAUAGUGUUUUUUCUCCUAAAUUAUACGGAAAUUCUGCAAAUCUUAGAUCAUCAACAAUAAACAAUAAAAUGGAAUCAGAAAUUUCAUCUAAAGUGGAAAUUUCAGAGAAAUCACAAACUCUUGUUACAAAUAUUCAUGAAUAUUCUAGUAAUAAAUAUUCUAAGCGACCUUGUGACAAUAACUAUUUAUACUUUUCUCAACAAGACCUUAGUAUGAAUAUAAAGAGAACCAGAUCUGUCACAAUGGAAUCUAAUAAUAAUGAAACAGUGGAGUGUGAACAAUCGAAAAAUAUUGAAGAUUUGUUAUUAACAAGUAAUAUAGAAAGUAAUAUAUCAUCAGAAAGGAAUUUUGAAGGAAGUUAUGCUAGUAGUGAUGACGAAGAAGACCAAGAAGAUGAUUAUUUUGAAUGUACUAAUUUAGAGCAAUAUGGUGGGAAUAUAGAUGAUAUUCAUCAAAGUAUUCAAACUAGUGGAAAUUCAUUAAGAAAUCGUUUAUUGUAUGUUUCAGAUGGAUUCUAUGGUUAA
Molecule: messenger RNA, 1287 nt
Organism: Cryptosporidium muris RN66
Lineage: Eukaryota; Apicomplexa; Conoidasida; Eucoccidiorida; Cryptosporidiidae
Exons: 1
Coding region: 1-1287 (428 amino acids)
Biological process (GO): regulation of transcription by RNA polymerase II
Cellular component (GO): CCAAT-binding factor complex
Molecular function (GO): DNA-binding transcription activator activity, RNA polymerase II-specific; protein heterodimerization activity; RNA polymerase II cis-regulatory region sequence-specific DNA binding
Source: RefSeq, a predicted model, not a curated record